This is a messenger RNA of Quercus lobata, 3707 nucleotides long. RefSeq names its product pentatricopeptide repeat-containing protein At4g21065-like. Bases 442 to 2712 code for a protein of 756 amino acids. Lineage: Eukaryota; Viridiplantae; Streptophyta; Magnoliopsida; Fagales; Fagaceae. Gene Ontology annotation, molecular function: protein binding; RNA binding; zinc ion binding. The record is from RefSeq and is a predicted model, not a curated record. The transcript has 3 exons. Gene Ontology annotation, biological process: RNA modification.
UGCAUGUGUGGUGAAGAACGUGUUGUGUUGUGUUGUGCUGUACGUCUCCAGUUCCAUCCACCACGUUACAAUGAAUGAGUUUAUGGACGAGUUGAAUCCAUCAAUGAGCAGCAUAGGCGUUUCUAAUAAGUGCUGAGUUUAUUUAUUUAUUUUAUUUGACAUCACUACAUAAUGAGCAAAAACCAGAGAAUGAUGUUAGAUUAAAGUGAUUGUUGUUCAUCCAUUUCCAACACCAACGCAGAUUUUUCUUUCGUUUAUCUCAAAUCUCAAUUGCUUUAUCCUAUCCGUUGUGGGUCUUAUUAGCUUUCUGGGUCUAGCUAAUACUACUUGGAAAAAAAAAAAAUUUAAGAUAUUUUCUCAGCAACCAUAUUGAUAUUGGAUGAUUACAAAGCAUUAUCAGAAUAUGGUGUUGGAUUGGUUUCAGUCUCAGAGGUUUAAAAAAUGAGAUGGACUUGUCUGAACACUAGGUCCUUUAGCUCUACUACAUUUUUCAAACAAACCCAUUUGUUCUCCCUGCUUUCCUUAACCAUAAACACCACUAAGUUUGAGUUUCAUGGUAUUCAAUCCUACUGCUACCACUCAACAAAUAAGUCAGCAAUUGGGUUACUUCAUGCUAAGGCUGUUAAGAGUGGUUCUUUUCAAAAUUUGAGUGUGGUUAAUUAUAUUCUGAGCCUGUCUGUGAAAUCUCAAUAUUUGGAUUAUGCACAAAAGGCGUUUGAUGAAAUUCCUGACAGAGAUGUCCGGACGUGGACGAUUCUCAUGUCUGGAUAUGCUCGAAUUGGGGCUUCUCGAAUGGUGUUGGACCUCUUUAGAGGGAUGCAAAUUGAGGGUGUUCUUCCUAAUCAAUAUACAUUGUCAAGUGUUUUAAAGUGUUGUUCCAGUGUAAGUGAUCUACGAACAGGUAAGGGAAUUCAUGGGUGGAUAUUGAGAAAUGGGAUUAAUUUGGAUGUUGUAUUGGAGAACUCUAUUCUUGACGUUUAUGUGAAGUGCGGGGCCUUUGAUUAUGCAAAGAAAUUAUUUGAAUUGAUGGUUGAGAAAGAUGCCGUGUCAUGGAAUAUAAUGGUUGGUGCAUAUCUGCAUAUGGGAGAUAUGGAGAAGUCUCUUAAUAUGUUCAGGAGUUUGCCCUACAAAGAAGUUUCAAGUUGGAAUACGAUCAUAGAUGGGCUAAUGCAAAAUGGGUAUGAAAGAACUGGACUGGAACUACUAUAUGAGAUGGUGAAAAAUGGACCUGCUUUCAAUAAAGUUACUUUUUCCAUAGCAUUGGUUUUGGUUUCUUCUUUAUACAUCAUGGAGUUUGGGAGACAAAUACAUGGCCGUAUUCUGAGGAUUGGUUUACAAAAAGAUGGGUUUGUGAGGACAUCACUUAUAGAUAUGUAUUGCAAGUGUGGGAAAAUGGAAAAAGCAUCAAUGAUCUUCAGAAAAAUGCCUCUGAAUGGUGUGAGAAAUCAAAACUCCAAGAUUACUUUCGAUGAAUCAAUGACAGAAAUUGUUUCAUGGAGUUCAAUGGUUUCUGGAUAUGUUCGGAACGGGGAGUAUGAAGAGGCUAUGAAAUUGUUUAUCUCUAUGGUCUGGGAACAAGUUGAGGUGGACAAAUUUACUACUACAAGCAUUGUUUCUGCAUGUGCUAAUGCUGGAAAUUUGGAACUUGGUCGCCAGAUCCAUGCAUAUGUUCUGAAAGUUGGGCACACAAUGGAUGUUCACCUUAGUUCCUCGUUAAUUGACAUGUAUGCUAAAUGUGGAUGCUGGGAUGAUGCUUGGACAACUUUCAAGCAAACUGCUAAUCUGAAUGUUGUGUUGUGGACUUCAAUGAUAACUGGCUGUGCUUUACAUGGGCAGGGGAGGCAAGCUGUUUGUCUUUUUGAGCAAAUGAUGCGUGAGGGAAUUAAACCAAAUGAGGUUACUUUUGUAGGGGUUUUAACUGCAUGUAGCCAUGCAGGGUUGCUUGAAGAAGGCUGCAAGUAUUUCAGGUUGAUGAAGGAAUUUUAUGGCAUUAAACCUGGAUUUGAGCACUUCACUUGUAUGGUUGAUCUUUAUGGUCGAGCUGGUCACUUGGAUAAGGCAAAGGAUUUUAUUCAUGAAAAUGGUAUCUCUCACUUGAGUGGAGUCUGGAGAUCAUUUCUAUCUUCUUGUAGACUUCACAAAAAUAUUGAGAUGGGAAAGUGGGUUUCUGAAACACUUCUUCAGCUUGAACCAUUAGAUGCAGGAACUUAUAUUUUGUUAUCAAACAUGUGCGCUACCACUGAUAGCUGGGAAGAGGCAGCUAAAGUGAGGAGCUUGAUGCAAAAGAGAAGGGUUAACAAAAUCCCUGGUCAAUCUUGGAUCCAACUGAAGAAUCAAGUCCACACUUUUGUCAUGGGAGAUAGGUCGCACCCACAAGACAAAGAGAUAUAUUUGUACUUAGAUGAGCUGAUUGGAACAUUGAAGGGAAUUGGGUACUCAUCUGAUGUGAAACUGGUGACACAGGAUGUAGAAGAAGAACAAAGGGAAGUGCUUCUUGGGUAUCACAGUGAAAAACUUGCAAUUGUUUAUGGCAUCAUUAGCACAACUUCUGAGAUACCAAUUCGGAUAAUGAAGAACCUUCGGGUUUGUACUGACUGUCAUAGUUUUAUCAAAUAUACAUCUCAGCUUUUGCAUAGAGAAAUAAUCGUGAGAGAUAUUCAUCGAUUCCAUCAUUUUAAGCAUGGUCAGUGCUCUUGUGGAGAUUUCUGGUGAGCAAAGCCUGAGGAUCUCCUGCAUCUAAUCUUGCAAAGUCAUAAAUCAUUCUAGUGACAGUCUGCGGUCACCAUAAUUGGGAAGCACUUCACAUCGUAUUUUAUUUAAACCCUGUGAUGGAGCUAGAUAGAAAUUCAAUCGAGAAAGAAUGUAGCUCACAUUUGAUAAUUCUAGAAGACAAGCUUCCUAUUCCUCUCUUUUCAUCAUGAAAAUGCAGUUUCAGAUAAGGGUGCUUAAUUCAUGUAGAAGGGAGGUAUUCAAAAGAAGCCCCCGAAAAGUAAAUAAAAGCAUUACUGUCCAGGAAUCCAUAGCAAGUACAACAGUUAUCAAAUCACUGAAAGCUCCACUCCCUUGAACCACUUUCGAAGCAAAUCUAAUCCUUGUACUUCCAAACCUCUCUUGUCAGUGAGCUGUAAAAUCUACCUUUGAAUUAGGCAUUGCCCAGGGUUUCUCACACCAAAUAAGCCACGAACUCCAGUAAUCCAUCAAUUCAAGCACCAAAUAAGUAAUUACGUUGCUCUUCCAAAAAGUCAUUACCUCCCUCUGCAGCAAGGUGUCAUCUCUGCCACUAGUUAGGGAUUACUUGGUACACCAUGCAUAACAAGAGCACCAGAUACCAGAUACCCUUUGCAAGUUAGUGGACACUUUAGGAGAUCAGUAGUCCCUGACUGAUAAUGAGAGAAAGUCAAUAUUGAAGAGGAAGAAGAAGAGCGACAAAAAAAAAAAAAAGACAGCCUACUUGAUAUCUCUCGUGCUCUGGAUUUACUGUGAUUGUGAUUAUCAAAAUACCAUAUGAGGUGAGUAAUUUAAAUGUAAAAGGUUAUACUCUUGAAAGGUGAAUGGUUUAGAACUGCAGAUUUAGUGUCGCUGCCUUGAGGUUGAGGUAGCUUUGUUGGGAAGACAGGAUCCCCAUUAUUGAUCCAGUGAGAAGUAUUAAACUGUAUGACGCAAAAUUAGACAGUUUCUAUUCUUCUCUAAAUCUCUGUUUUGAGUCU